AUGGGAGCAAACACAGAGUUUAUCGCCAUGAGCAGCAUUGACCACAGUGGCCGCCACAAAACUAAUGACGAUAAAGACCAGAGAUCCGUCGCUAGAGCCCAGAAGGUCCAUGCCGUGGCGUUCCACGUCAUCUUCGCGUGGCUACUUGCCGUCGCGUUGGCCGGGUCGCUGCGCAAGGCAUGGGCUAUCCAGGAGCACAUCAGCUCGCUUGCGCAGAUUCAGCCCAGUUCAAGCGCCAAAGGAGAUGUGGUGGCUCACUUUGUCGACCAGGCGUUUCAGGCCUGGCGACCGACAGGCGGUGGCGGUGGCAACGACGACGGGGCGUCUUCCGGCGGGCUGCUCGCUCAACUGGACGAGUUUGGCCGUAUAAUCGACGAAGAUUCAGCAGAGGGAAUAGAGCUAGUUAUAUUAGGCAUGAUGAGUGCUGCUCGAGGAAGACAGGCGCAAAGGGACAACAGCAGCAGCAGCAGCGACCCGUCUGCGUGGGCAGAUGAGGGAGCGCUAUGCGAGGUUGAAUCUGAGCCCCUAAGCAGUGGUGGUCCUGUCGAACGGCUGUGCGGUAUUGAGAUGAUUUUUAGGGACGCCAUUGAUCUUGGCGACUAUGUAACGAACCCGCAAGCGCUGACUGAGGCCAAGAUUGCGCUGUCAAGCUAUUGGGAGUCUGGCGCCAUGCUGUGCAGCUAA
Molecule: messenger RNA, 684 nt
Organism: Colletotrichum graminicola M1.001
Lineage: Eukaryota; Fungi; Ascomycota; Sordariomycetes; Glomerellales; Glomerellaceae
Exons: 5
Coding region: 1-684 (227 amino acids)
Source: RefSeq, a predicted model, not a curated record